Messenger RNA from Phyllopteryx taeniolatus (common seadragon), 4091 nucleotides. It is a transcript of the gene gpr183a, whose product is annotated as G protein-coupled receptor 183a. Gene Ontology annotation, molecular function: oxysterol binding; G protein-coupled receptor activity. Lineage: Eukaryota; Metazoa; Chordata; Actinopteri; Syngnathiformes; Syngnathidae. The record is from RefSeq and is a predicted model, not a curated record. Bases 1761 to 2876 code for a protein of 371 amino acids. The transcript is spliced from 2 exons. Gene Ontology annotation, biological process: G protein-coupled receptor signaling pathway. Gene Ontology annotation, cellular component: membrane.
AAAAAUAAUUUAAAAAAGAAUAUAUAUAUAUAUUUUGUCCCGAACCCCACUGUAUUAUCGAACAGAUAAUCAGAUAUAAGUUCCUUCUUGUGAGCUCCGCACGUUACUAUUGUGGCGAGGAUGAGCCGCGUCGGAAAAGCUGAGAAACUUCCAAAAUCUUUUCACAUGAACAAUCAGCAGACCGGCAACUCGCGAAUGUUGCGGGUGCUAUUUUCUCGAUUCCCUCGCAGCUCGAAAGAGAUAAGAAGUGAUAAGUUAGCAUAUUGAGAACGAAGCAGCUAUCAGUCAAGUGACGACGCUAAAAGGAUUUUGAGUUUUAUCUUCUCCUGAAAAGUGUACGGAAGUUCAUGCCACCAUUUUGCGUAUGUAUAAUUGUUAAGUUGGCGAAGUUGAGUCCACGUACACGUCCACGGACCUCCCCGUUAAUUGCUAAGUUAGCAUGCUAUGCUAUGUUCGGUGUUACAUUAGCUUAGCGAGCGCUACGAUUUAUGUCCGUAAGUGGCGCUCAUAUUGAGGUGAUGUGUCUGAUAAUGUGCCUUAUGCAGCUGCUCAAUGUUACUUAUAAAGUAACUUGACUUUUAACGUCAAGUCAUCAGUAGUCACUAAGUUACUUUUGUUGUUGUUGCAUAAUCAGUCAAAUAAAGAAGUCAACAGAUUACGUUUUCAAGAUAACGGCUGCAACAGUUCUCGAAAUCCUAGCGAGGAUUGGUGGGAUAGAAAAUGGACGGAUGGAACUUUUCCUGUUAGAACUUUAAAAAAAAAACUUUUUUUAAAAAAUAAAAUUUCCGACUAAGUUCUUGUAACACUCAGCUAUUAAUGUUACAGCCUUUGCAUUUAAAGGCAGUGCUCGUUCAUAUGUGAUGACUCAUAAGACAUUUAACAUUGCAAGUGCAGCUGUUUUUUGACAAGUGAGGAACUAAAGCAGGCGUGUCAAACACGAGGCCCGGGGGCCACAUCUGGCACGCAACUUCACGUUAGGUGGCCCGCGAAGCCAAAUCAUUUACAUCAACUUCCAUGGUGCUUGCUAAAAUCUGUAUAAAAAUGUCAAAUUGUCAUAUAUACAAGUAAAUAAGGCUGAAAUAUUGCAAGCAUUUUCUGGUUAUCAAACAACUUUUGCCAUUUUUUUUCAAACUAUUAUCCUUGACUUCUAAUUUAGCCCUCAACUUGUUGCGUAUACUGUAUGUAAUACUAUGAUGAGGCAGUAGAUGGUUUUCGCAGUCUUAACGGCCCUCUGAGGGAAUCCAUACCAACAACGUGGCCCGCGACAAAAACGUGUUUGACAACCCACCACCGAAAAUAUGAAAAAUGCGUGGCUUGGUAAAGCAUAAUCUUCUGUCUUCACUUUGCUCACCACUAAAAGGAUUCAAAACUGAAGAUUACAGAGAACUCGAUUAUUGAGUUGUGACUUCUUGUGAAGCUGAAACCGCUUCCUCCCAAAAACCAACUAAUAAUCUUUCACUGCCUUUAAGGAUUAAGAAUAAUUAUGACAAGUACAGUAGAUACAAGGAUGGAGUGAGAGGGUGGUAGUGAAGUGGUGGAAGGCGGGUUGGUGUGUGUGUGUGUGUGUGUGUGUGUGUGUGUGUGUGUGUGCAACAACAGGAUAUUUUGUCACCAUGGUCCCUGGCAGAAAAUCAGCACGUUGUUUUUCGAAUGCGACCGGCGAAAGGCGGGCCUGCGUGAAAGGCGGGUAGCCUGGUGGGGUCUGGCGCCUGGUGGCAUGUGCGGUGGAGCUAAAGCAGACUGCACGCAACUUUGAGAACAUGGUGAUGGCCGCGGCCCCUUCUCCCGUGCUCGGCGCCCGUCCGUCGGCCGACAACGACUCCGCCUGCGACACCCUGUACGCCCACAGGAGCUACGCCCGGGUUUUCAUGCCGCUGGUCUACUGCGCCGUCUUCCUGGUGGGCCUGCUGGGCAACGUGCUGGCGCUGCACGUCAUCCGUCCCAACCUGAAAAAGAUGAACUCCACCACCUUGUACUCGCUCAACCUGGUGAUUUCAGACAUCCUCUUCACGCUCUCGCUGCCCUUUAGGAUUAGCUACUACGCGCUAGGCUUCCACUGGCCCCUGGGCGAGGCCGCGUGCAAAAUCUCGGGCCUGGUCUUCUACAUCAACACCUACGCCGGCGUGAACUUCAUGACCUGCCUGAGCGUGGACCGCUUCAUCGCCGUCGUGCUGCCCCUGCGCUUCUCCCGGCUGCGCAACGUUAGCAACGUUCGCUACAUCUGUGUCGGCGUGUGGCUGCUGGUCCUGGCGCAGACCCUCCCGCUGCUCGGCACGCCGAUGACCAACGCCGAGGCGGACGGCUUCGUCACCUGCAUGGAAUACCCGAAUUUUGAGAAGAUGGACCACAUCGCCGCCAUUCUCAUCGGUGGCGUCUUCCUGGGUUACGUCAUCCCCGUCGUCACCAUCCUGGUGUGCUACUCCUUCCUGUGCUCCAAACUCCGUUCCACGGCCAAGAGCAACCGCCUGACGGAAAAGUCGGGGCGCAGCCGCAAGGCCAUCGGCGUCAUCUGCUGCGUGUCCCUGGUCUUCGUGCUCUGCUACAGCCCCUACCACAUCAACAUUCUGCAGUACAUGAUCCGCAAGCUGGCGUCGCGCCCGGACUGCGCCGACCUCACUGCCUUCCAGGUGUCGCUGCACAUCACCGUGUGUCUGAUGAACCUCAACGCCUGCUUGGACCCCUUCGUCUACUUCUUCGCCUGCAAGGGCUACAAGAGGAAGCUCCUGAAGCUGCUGAGACUGGAGGUCAGCAUGUCCGUCUCCAGCGUCGUCAGAACUUCACCCGAAGGCUCUUCCAAGGACUUUAUUGACGGCAACAAGAUCCAGCUCAGCGGCUCCGCUUCGGCCUCGGAGAGGAGAUCGCGGCUGAACGUGUAAACCAGAAGAAUGUUGGAGGGACCGAAGCAAAGAUUUUCCAGACGACUGUGGUCCCUAGUCCACCAGGACUGCUCUCAUGGACAACAUCGGGGUAAACAUGUUGGGGCGCGGUGGUUCCAAAAGAAAAGGCUUACAACUUUCGCCGUUUAUCUCUCAAGAAGCGUGGGCCAAUGACGCCACCAAGUAAAGACUCUAUGACCAUUGAACAACUUCAGGCUGCUAUGAACUUGGACUUUAACCUCACUUCUUUGCCAGAAACUACUUCAUGUUAGUGUUUUAAUUCAGCUGCUUCCAGAAGUCACUGAGAACAAAUCAGGUUGAUGGUUCGUUCACGUGAACAGGGCGCUUUUAGAAAAAGACCGAGGGUGUUUUUAAGAAUCUUUACAAAUGAAAAAAAACAAAAAAAAAACAGGCCAAUGGUGAAACGGUUGAGCCAUAAACCGUGGUCCAAAUUAAUAUCACUGUUUCAAAUUUUAAUUAGCAUUAAUACCAUAUUUACUGUCUCUGAGAGUAGUAGUUGACUCUCAGCUUAUAUAGUGCGUGCCUCUGCAAGAAACAAACAAAAAAAGGAAAUCAUAUAAGAAGAAGAGGAGGAGGAGGAGGAGGAGGAGGAGGAGGAGGCUUGACAGCGAAGACGACGACAUCGGACGCAUGUGUUACAUAAUCGCUGGCGUCGGGCGAAAACCUCGCAUCUCCGAAACCUUCACUUUGCAGGAAAGCAGAUAAAUUGCAUGUCAUUGACAAAGAUAGCGAGCCUCUUCAGCACUUGAUAUUGGACAACGAUUUGUAGAAAUAACAUAUCCAUGUGGGGACUGACUAAAAGUAUCCAUUUGCGAAAAUAAAUGGAUAUUGACCAAAUUUGCACUUCGCAGGUUUUGGCCCGACGUCACAGCGCUACGAAAGAUGGCGAAGUUAGCCAAAGUGACGGCGAUAUUCUGUCACUGUGCCGCAUAGUUUGCGUUUUGUUAGACUGGCGAUGGAAGAGGAAUCCGAGACGCUUUGUCUGUAUAAAAAAAAAAAAAAAAGGCCGAUGGGAGACAACACGACUAAUCUUUGGAGUCGUCUGCAUUGGAGUCAUUUUAAUUACAACCUUUGUGGCAUCCUGCAUGCAUGAAAAUCCAAAUGUCAAAAAAGUACAUAUGGUUGCUGAAUAUAGUUUUGUAUUCAAUAUAAAAUGCUUUUGAAUGGGAUGUAGUAAACAAUUACGACAAAAUA